AUGGUGGCUAAGAAGUUGGUGGAGCAAGGCUUGAAACAUGUGAAACAAAUUUUGUCCGUUGAUCGCGCUGAGGCAAGGCGAAGAAUUCCGUAUACAGUGAAGGAUUUUUACAUACCCAUAACUAUUGAACAAGGUCGGGCCAAGGUUGGAGAGAUGUUUCUGAAGAAUAAAAAUGUGACAGACAUUUGGAUUAUUGACAUGCUAGUUAUAAAGGGUCAAAUGGAGCUGGUGGAAACAGCAAACUUAUGGAAGCAGCCCAAUCAUGUUAUGAUGAAGCCCAAACCCACAGACUUCCUGUGCAAGUUUUACGAGGGUCAGGAGUAG
Candidula unifasciata is the source of this 324-nucleotide messenger RNA. The record is from the annotation of a GenBank genome assembly. NCBI's taxonomy places the organism in Eukaryota, Metazoa, Mollusca, Gastropoda, Stylommatophora, Geomitridae.